Molecule: messenger RNA, 1758 nt
Organism: Trichomonas vaginalis G3
Lineage: Eukaryota; Parabasalia; Trichomonadida; Trichomonadidae
Exons: 1
Coding region: 1-1758 (585 amino acids)
Source: RefSeq, a predicted model, not a curated record
AUGCUUAAUGAUUCUUCUUUCUUUGAUCUAGAUUCUUUUAGUAAAUCAACAGAUCCGAUAUAUAAUACAGUAUCAGUUAGCGACAUUCUGCAAACAACAUAUCCUGAUGCUUUAUCUUUUAAAAUUCUCUCGAUUGAUGAACCAAUAUCUUAUCUUUUUUUAAUUCGAUUCAAGCAUGGGCAAAAAAUCGUCGAACUCUCAAAAGACUUGAAGAAUUUAAAGCCACUAUGUUCUUUUCAACGAUAUUCUGUUGUGAUAGCAGCAUCAAUAAAUUCCGCCCACGACAAAAUUAUUGUAACAAUGUUUCAAUCGUCAAAUACAUUCACAGAAAGCUCAAACUAUGCUAUAAAAUGCAUUUUACUUAACACAAAUCCUCAAAUUGUUUAUCCAAUUUCAAAUAUUCUUACUUCCAGACCUAUUGUUGAAUGGAUCCCUAAUUCCAACCGAUUUGUUAUCUUUACAAAUGAAAAUAGAUAUGAAAUAUGGGAAUUAAAUUGUUCAAAAAACGAAUUUGAAAUUAAUCGAGUUUCAAAGUCAGAAAAAGGCAUCACAUGGGUUGGUCUACUUAAUAAAAACGUUUUAGAAUACACGAAAAACAACAAAGAUGGGCAUAUUCUUACAUCUGUAAUUGAUUCAAGCAAUAAUACAAAAACUAACCUUCCUCCUGUCACAGCUACCGAAUUUUUCUACAGCCAUCUCUCUGUGCUUACCCACGAUGUCUUCUUUAUUAACUAUUUGCAACAUUUGAUGAUUGCUCUUCCAGCAGUAGGUCUUUCCUUAGAUUUUAUAUUCAGAGCAGGUAAAAUGGAUAUUUUCGAUGUCGCAGCGAUCAGAAAUGACAUCCUUAUAAUCAAUACUCCACCAAAAUAUUUUCUUUGUAUUUUAUUAGAUUCUUAUUGCCAGCCACGAGCUGUUUUCACCAUUUCCCAGCGUCGCGAUGUUCAACUAUCCUUCAUAGAGUCAUCAAACUACACUGUUGUCGAUAUCAAAACAGGACAAAUUUCGACAAUUGAAUUUGAUUUCGAAGAAAUAAAGAAGAACCAGCCAGAAGCAUUCUUACCAUUAAUGCAUGAUAAAGUUCUGUCUUGUGAAAACUCUUUUGAUGUUCUUUCCCUAAUAGAUAUGAAUAUUUUGAAACUUUUUUGGUUUGGCGAAAUUAUUGAAGAAUUUAUUUUAUGCCACAUCCGAAAAUGUUUCAAAUUGGCGAAAAACUUUAGUUUGUACGACUUCCUCAAUUCCAGGUUGACAACAUUAGUUCCUUCCCGACACUACAUUGAAAUGCUGAGUUACUUUUUACCUUACCAAAGUAAAAUGGUCGAUGAACUGAAAUCUCCCCCUCAAAUUAUGAAUUGGAAGAAAGCUUUUCAAAAACUGCCAGAAUUGAGUGACUUAAAAGGUGUCAUUUCUGCAGCAAUAGAAAGUGUUUCUCCUGUUCAUUUCAAAGAGGAUGUAAGAUACAUUGCGAUGCUGCAAGUGUUGACUGUUUAUUUUAGAGUUGGAGAAGAGUUCAAGGCUUCGAACACGAUGAAGAAAGAGACAAUGAAAAAUUUGUCUGAAAAUGAAAAAGAAAUUUGGCUCGCGAAAGGAAUCAUUAUUUUCAACGAAAUGGACUUAAAAGAUAAAGAACAAGAGACAUGUCAAUGGUGGAUUCUCAGAACUACUUUUGAUGUAGAAGAAAUAAUAGAUAAAGAUGCUGAAUUCAAGACUAAUAACAUACUGAAAUAUAUGUUAGAUACUUAUGAUUGUCAAGAUUUAUAA